This is a messenger RNA of Trematosphaeria pertusa, 1137 nucleotides long. RefSeq lists its product as uncharacterized. Lineage: Eukaryota; Fungi; Ascomycota; Dothideomycetes; Pleosporales; Trematosphaeriaceae. The record is from RefSeq and is a predicted model, not a curated record. The transcript has a single exon. The coding region runs from base 41 to 895 and encodes 284 amino acids. Gene Ontology annotation, molecular function: oxidoreductase activity.
GAAGUCUCCUCGCAAUCAAUACUGCCAACGCAUAUCCAAGAUGCACGAGACGCCGCCGGUGGUCAACGGGGACCAAACCAACAAACACCAUGUGGCAACGACACUAAAUUACUGGGACGAUCCAGGGAACGGCGCCCGCCCGACCCCGAUAUUUAUCGGAAAAGGUAGAAUCACGAACGAGCGGCCGCACCGUGCCCACAACUUCGUGGUGACCGACGUAAGCGGCGACGAAGACAAGUACUCGCUCGACAGCCAUGGAUUCCAAUACUGCCGCCAUGAGAGCCGCGAAAAAGAUUUCAUCGACGAGCAAUCAAUUCAAUCAGCCUACUACGAGGAAUGCAAGCAGCUUCUGAAGGACGUCACUGGGGCCAGCCGCGUCCGCAUCUUCAACCACAAGGUCCGCCGUGGACCAACGCAGUGGCAUCACCUGGGCUUCAACAACCUCAAGAACCGCGGGCCAGUCACAAGAACACACGUAGACCAAUCCUACGCUGGAGCAGAGCUGAGGCUGAGAUGGGAGUUCCCAAAUGAGGCAGACGAGCUGGUGAAGAGGAGGUAUCAGAUCAUCAACAUCUGGCGACCCAUCGAGACGAUUUUGAAGGAUCCCAUCGCCGUUGCCGAUGCAGAUUCAGUUCCGGACGUCGACCUCGUCGGGGCCGAGAUGACCGAAGACGACUUCAAGGGAGAGUCCUGGGUUGUUCGAUACAGCCCGAAUCAUCGGUGGUAUUACAAGCACCGGAUGACACCUCAAGAAGUGCUCCUAAUCAAGUGUUUUGAUUCGGACACCUCGGUGGCGCGGAGGUCGCUGCAUUCGGCCUUUGAGGAUCCUGCUCACCGUGACGGGGAGUCCCGGCAGAGCAUCGAGGUUAGGUGUUUAGUUUGCUACGAUGCUUAAACAACUCUUUGGCUGAGCAGAUUCUGUGUCUUCCCUUGAUGUCACAGAAAUGAUAUUGCCAGGCCGAAGGAAGAGGCUAAUCUUGCCGAUUUUGCCAUGUUGUAUAGUACCAAGGUGGGCUACAUAGCAAGCCCAGAUGCGGGGAGUGGUUUGGCAUGCACUGCAUGUGACUCGAAACGUGGCCUUGGCUGCUUCAGAUGUGCGAAUGAUAUUGCCAAGCUGAGGGGCAGAGGCUCUUGCCG